AUGGUCGAACGUCAGCGCAAAGCAGAACCACCACCCCGAAAACGAGCGCUUGUGAGCUGCGACCGAUGCAAGGUCCGAAGAGCAAGAUGUAUUCGCGAAAGUCCCGAUGAGCCAUGCGCGGACUGCAAAUUGAGCGGAGUACAGUGCGAGUCGAAACUCCCUAGAAAAGAAAGGCUUUACGGGAGCAAGGAGACAUUAAGCUUGAGGUACAGAGCCCUUGAGUCGUUAAUCAAGGGACUGUUCCCUCAGGAAAAUACUCAGGAUACCAACAUCCUGUUCAAAAUCGCUGCUGCAAGACAUAUCUCCAUGCCAGCACCCGACGACUUUACGUUAGCCGAUAUUUUCAAUACCGAUCAGAGGUCCUCGUCCCAACAAUACCAGCAGCCUCUCCCAACGCCACCAUCCCUACAGCAGGCGUACGUUUCACCGCAAACUAACGCCGAGUCUGUCCAGUCUGUCGAGACUUUAUCACCUGCACCCACAUCAAAGGGAAGUCGACUCAAUCCCUUCUCCGAAGUGCAACAGCAGCCCCGGCAUACGGAGGAACUCAUUCCAACACGGAAUGGCGUGCCUCAUUACUUUGGCCCCUCCAGCAGUUUCCGACUCGCGACAACCAUCCGAGCACUAGUGGCCCGAUGUAAGGCUGCCUCUGGUGGAGAUUUCCCCACACUUCGAACGUAUGUACUAUCUGACUCGGCUGCUACAAACGGAAGUGGGGGCAUCUCGUUACAGCAUGCUAGCUCAGGCCCAUCAGACGAGGAGUACAUGGUUCCGGAUUCCAGAGAGCUACCGUCUCAAGAUCGUAGAGCAGGGCAUAAGCGUAACAGAUCGCAUAUGGAGGAAUCACAAAAUCAGUGGGAACGCCCCGCUGAAGUGCCUAGUCCAGACACUAUUGGAGAUCUACUGCCCUCAAGGUCUCUUGCUGACGCGCUCGUGUCUGCAUACUUUGACCAUGUGCAUAUAUUUCUCCCUGUGUUUCACAGAAGUAUGUUCCAAUUUAGACUCGAGGCAACGUAUUCACGAAAGACUGAGAUCAUCAAGGACUGUACAGACAUGGGAUGGUUGGCCUGUCUGGCUUUGGUAUUCUCUUUCGGCUGUCAGCAACUGCAUGAGCAUGAUCCGGAACAAGCUGACAGGCUCCGUUCAAAGUAUCUGGGUUUCGUAAAAACGCAUUUCCGCCAACUUUUGAUCACAACUAGUUUGGCAAAUGUCCAAGCUCUUGUGCUUCUUAACAAUCAUCAUCACACUGCUGGACAGAAAAGUAGUUCUUGGUUGCUCAUUGGGCUUGCUGCUCGCAUGGCCAUCACGAUGGGAAUGCAUCGAGAUCGUGCGAACAUGGAAUUUGAUCCUAUAGAGCGAAACACGCGCAGGACAGUCUGGUUCUCCAUAUAUGUGUUUGAGAAGAUACUGUGCAACAUUCUGGGACGUCCGACAGGCAUUGACGACCGGGAAAUGUGCAUGAAACUCCCAGAUGCGCCCUUGCUCGAGCAGAAGAGUAUGUCUGCCGAAUUCAUGCUUCACGGCUGUGAAUUGAUGAAGCUAUCGUAUUCAAUCCGGCAACGGGCGUAUUUCGAUAGUAGCACGGCUGAGGAACAAACGCCUACGCUCAAUAUGGCUGAGACUCUGCUACGGGAAUGUGAGGAAUUCUCCGCAAGGAUGCCGGCAGAAAUUUCGCUCAUCGCGCCCGUCCCGCGCGAACAGAGGGCAAGAAACCUUCUGUUUCAUAUAUAUAUGUAUCACACGCGCUGUACGGUGUCACGAGACUUCCUUGUGCACAGGGUUGAGAGGAGAAUCCAGGCUCUCGAAAACAAACUUCCCCCAGACUCGCAAGACUGGAAGAGAACCAUGGCUCUUAGCGAAGAUUGUAUAGAGUCGGCUCACCGGGCUAUCCAAUGUAUCAUGGACGGCGCGCCUUUAGGAAUCAUGGGAUACUCAUGGCUCGACCUAUUUUUCGUUUUCCACGCCGUCCUCAUAGUCUGUGCGGAUUUUCUUGCUCGCCCGAAGGACCAACAGGACUCUCCCAAGGAUUUUGAGCGGAAAGAGGCAGUGCGCGAAAUGCUCAACCACGUGCGCGGACUGAAACAACUAGCACCAACGUACAGGAUACUUGGUCAGAUCGCCAUGCAGUUUGCCAGCAUAACGGGAGUGACCCGGGAGUACCCCAUGCCGCAGAGGUUUCUAAGUCAUUCAAACGAGACAUCGCUCGAGUCGCAGUCAAUGACAGGAGAAGAAGGGGCAGCUCAAACACUUGCCGAUAUGACAGCUGCUCACGACAACUGGUACGCGCACACAACGACAGACCUGGGUUUAGACUUUUUCGAAAUCCAGGGGACGCCUGCGAUGUCGGAUCCUGCUGCAUAUCCUGGCUAUUUUAUGGACCCAACACCGAACGAGGUUGAUGACUGGACAUCCAGACCGCUACGAGGGAUGCAUUGA
Dothidotthia symphoricarpi CBS 119687 is the source of this 2436-nucleotide messenger RNA. RefSeq lists its product as uncharacterized. Gene Ontology annotation, molecular function: zinc ion binding; DNA binding; DNA-binding transcription factor activity, RNA polymerase II-specific. The transcript is spliced from 2 exons. Gene Ontology annotation, biological process: DNA-templated transcription; regulation of DNA-templated transcription. Lineage: Eukaryota; Fungi; Ascomycota; Dothideomycetes; Pleosporales; Dothidotthiaceae. The record is from RefSeq and is a predicted model, not a curated record. The coding region runs from base 1 to 2436 and encodes 811 amino acids.